AUGGCUGCAUAUUUGUGGGCGGCAGACGCGGGCUCUUACCACAGCAAUAAUACCCUGAAAAGGAGAGCGCUGCCACCCGCCACAUAUGAAUACCUGGCUCAGUGGGCUGGGCUCCACCGCGAUUUGAUCGGGUUCACGUCACGGCAGUGCGGCACGUGUCUGUCAACCACUUCACAGGACCUUCGUACGGUACUAUUACCUUCAACGUGUCUGCGAGGGAAUGAAGCGAUGGCAUGCAAGAAAGGGGAGAUGAUUUCGACCAGCCUUUGCUGGAUUUCAUGCAUGCCAUCCGCCGUCGUGUCGCCAUCGCUUCGAUAUUCAUUGGCGAACGCUGCCGUCGCGAAGGUUUGGCGUUGGAGGCAAAUGCAAGACAUGUACUUCCAAGCUCCUUCAUUUAACUUUUUAGAUUCGUCCCAAUCGUCCCACGUCGCGCAGUGAGUGCAAAUUCGUUUACUGCAAAUGCUCGACCACCAGCACAAACACGAGCUUUAAACGCCGCACACAAAUCCAGUGGCUGUCACCCCCACUGCCCAAGCGCUGACCAUACUGCGUUACAGU
Molecule: messenger RNA, 558 nt
Organism: Phytophthora nicotianae INRA-310
Lineage: Eukaryota; Oomycota; Peronosporomycetes; Peronosporales; Peronosporaceae
Exons: 2
Coding region: 1-438 (145 amino acids)
Source: RefSeq, a predicted model, not a curated record